This is a messenger RNA of Musca domestica (house fly), 1208 nucleotides long. RefSeq names its product glutathione S-transferase (gene GST). Gene Ontology annotation, molecular function: glutathione transferase activity. Bases 181 to 909 code for a protein of 242 amino acids. Gene Ontology annotation, biological process: glutathione metabolic process. The transcript is spliced from 5 exons. The record is from RefSeq and is a predicted model, not a curated record. Lineage: Eukaryota; Metazoa; Arthropoda; Insecta; Diptera; Muscidae.
GAAAAAAAACAAAACGCGAAUAUUUACAACGAUUUUGUAUUAAAUAAUUGUUUUUGUUUCAAGAUUACGAUUAUAAAUUACGCUUGUUUUUAGUAGUACAUCAUAACACAUUUGUGCGAACUCUGUGUUAUAGUAAGCGAUAAGAACGUGGCUUGCUUCAAACUAAAAAAGACAUAAAACAUGGCCGAUGAAGCACCAGCUGCACCACCCGCCGAAGGUGAGGCACCAGCAGCACCCGCCGAAGGCGAGGCACCACCACCAGCUGAAGGCGAAGCCCCACCAGCUGAACCCGUUAAGAACACCUACACUCUAUUCUAUUUCAAUGUCAAAGCCUUGGCCGAACCAUUGCGUUAUCUCUUCGCCUAUGGUGGCAUUGAAUACGAGGAUGUUCGUGUAACUCGCGAUGAGUGGCCAGCAUUGAAGCCAACCAUGCCCAUGGGUCAAAUGCCCGUUUUGGAAGUUAACGGCAAGCGUGUUCAUCAGAGCAUUUCAAUGGCCCGUUUCUUGGCGAAAACUGUGGGCUUGUGCGGUGCCACACCCUGGGAAGAUCUACAAGUUGAUAUUGUUGUCGAUACCAUCAAUGAUUUCCGUCUAAGUAGCGAACAAUUCGUUUCCUACGAACCCGAGGAUGAAAUCAAGGAGAAGAAAUUGGUCACCCUUAACAAUGAAGUCAUUCCAUUCUAUUUGGAGAAAUUGGAACAAACCGUCAAGGAUAACGAUGGUCAUUUGGCAUUGAACAAGUUAACCUGGGCCGAUGUCUACUUUGCCGGCAUUUUGGAUUACAUGAACUACAUGGUGAAGCGUGAUAUUUUGGAACAAUACCCAGCAUUGCGUGGCGUCGUCGAUAGUGUCAAUGCCUUGGAACCCAUUAAGGCCUGGAUUGAAAAGAGACCACAAACUGAAGUCUAAACAAAAUUUCAAUUUCUCUUGCAAACACACCAACGCCAACACCAACGGGGAUAUAGCAAAAGAAAAACAAAAACAUUUAUAUGAAAAACCAACACUAACUAAAAAUCAAAACAACACCAACAACAAUAUACAAUUUAACAUCAACAACAACAACUGUAUUGUUUUACACUUAACACUUUGUUCCUUUCUUUUUUUGUAAUAAUAAUAAUAAAAUAAUAUGAAGCAUACAUCAUAAAGAUAACAAUAAUAAUUACAUAUAUAUUAUUAAUAAUAAACAAAACUAUAUAAAAAACUAACAA